Messenger RNA from Paramecium primaurelia, 1710 nucleotides. NCBI's taxonomy places the organism in Eukaryota, Ciliophora, Oligohymenophorea, Peniculida, Parameciidae. The record is from the annotation of a GenBank genome assembly.
AUGAGAACUAAAUCUUGUCUUCCAGAAAUAUCAUUUAAAGACUAUUGUUAAAAAUACUUAAAUGAUUCUUUUAUUACUAGUGAGAGAUAAACAAAAAAUAAAUUCAAGUUAGAUUAGAUGAAAAGUGUCCAACUUGGAAAAGAAAAAUAAUUAGAAUUUUAAAAUUAUAUUAAAACUGCAAUUGAUCAAACAAAAUAAGUAAGAAUUGAAGCAACAAAAGAAGCAACAAAAACAUUUGGUAAUCCUAAGCAAUGGCUUAGAGCUUAAAAAGAAUAUUUUAAAUAGCCAGAAGAAAAACAUAAAACAUACAUUGAAUGCUACUAAUUCUAAAUGCCUACUUAAAUCAACUUUAAUAAAUGGAAAUAUAAAGAGAGACUUGAACAACUUAGAUGUCGAUCUUAUUCUGUUCGUAAAACACCGAAUAGUCAGAGAAGACAAUAUAUAUUUUGAAAAUAAUUGUUUGCUCGUUAAUGUUUAUAGAAUUUCUUUAGUGAGAUUAGUAAUUUAAUUAAUUCUUGAUUAAUAUUAAGUUUUGAAAUCUUAUUAAUCAUCUAAACAAAAAGAAGCCUUAUAUUUGGUUAUAAUAAUUAUUCAUUAAUUAUAAAUAAAAAGAAUAGCAUUUAAGUCAAUUCAAAAUUUAUCUAUGCUUUCAUCUAAGAAUAAAUACGUGGGCUCAGAUUUUUCAGGAUAUUUAGAACCAAAGGGUAUAUAAGGUUCUCCUUAACAAAAUGAUAAUCUUUGCUAAAAUCUAAAUUUGACAGAAUACUCAAGAUUGUCUAAACCAGAACAAGAAAAAGUAAGCAUUAGGAUAAAUUAGCAAUUAAAAUUAAAAUGGUAAGAGAUAGCUUAAGAAUGGCAAAAGUAUUAGAGAGACGUUAAAGUUAUUUAAUUAGCAGAAUUUGGAAUACCUUUUAGUGUAAGAAGAUUUAUGUGGCCUUUAAUUGUUGGUAAUAAGCAUCAAAUUACAUUGGAGUUAUUUGAAAUUUUAUCUGAAUAAGUAUAAAACAUUAUUCUUGAUGGUAAAUAUAAUUAUGGAAGAUUAAAUUCAAUUAAAUUAAUUGAGAAGGACUUAGGGAGAACUUUUGAUGUUCCAAGUAUGAAUAUUUUAAAAUAGGUCUUCGAAAUAUUUUUUCUUCUGGAGGACCUCUUAGUGGAAGUCUAUAAUCAAUUUUGGAAACGUUUUGCCUUUAUCGUCCAGAUAUUGGAUAUAUUUAAGGGAUGACCUAUAUAGCAUCUAUACUCUUGACUUAUUUAGAUGACUAUUAAGCUUUUAUAAUUUUUAGCAGUCUCAUAACACAUCCAUAAUUGCUUCCCAUAUAUUUACUUGAUACUAAUUUACUUUAGAUAAUUUUUUUGCAAUUUUAAAAAUUGAUAAAAAUAAACAUUCCUUAAACAUAUCAAUUGCUCAAAUCGUACAAUAUUGAUUGCUAAAAUUUCUUAUUAGAAUGGACUAUAACAUUAUAUGCUAAACCUCUAAAUCCCGAUAUAGUUGGGCGAAUUUGGGAUAGGAUGUUCUUUGGUGGAACCAAUAUAUUAUGGAAGACAGGCAUAGCUUUGCUGAAGUUAUUAUCACCAAAAUUUAAAGAUUUAGAAACUACACUUCAAUUAUUGAAAUAACCUUAAGUAAAUGAGGAAGAAUUACUUUAUGAGAUCAAUUUAGUGGAUUAUCCAGAUAAUAUUUCAGAAAUUCUAUAUAAUGUAUAACUAUGA